Penicillium riverlandense is the source of this 684-nucleotide messenger RNA. RefSeq lists its product as uncharacterized. Bases 1 to 684 code for a protein of 227 amino acids. NCBI's taxonomy places the organism in Eukaryota, Fungi, Ascomycota, Eurotiomycetes, Eurotiales, Aspergillaceae. The record is from RefSeq and is a predicted model, not a curated record. The transcript is spliced from 2 exons.
AUGUCUGACACCAUCAGCGAGUUCAUAUUCUUCAAGGUCAAGCCCACCGUCAAACCGGAAGAUCCUUCCAACGCGGAAGGCGAGGCCCUGCUCCAUGCUCUCCGCACUGUGUCUCUUCAAAGCGGCUACAAGAGCUCUGCCUGGGGACGCAGCGUCGAAGACGAGAAUAUUUUGGUUUGGGUUAUCGAGUGGACCGACGCCCGCUGCUCUAUAAGCCCCGACCGCCUAACCCCCUUCCUGGACCCCAGCAACCCGCAACCGCCGACAGCGCUGUACACAACGCUAACGCCACCAAUCUCCAGCACGGAUACUCUAACCGAGAACCCCGUGACAGAGUUGUGCAUCCUGCCGUUCGCGAGCUCGCUGGCCCCGGCAGAGACAAAGCAAUUGUACAGCGACCUGAUCAGCUUCCGCACGACGCUGGUUGAGCAGCUGCCGCAAACCGUGCGCCCGCGGUCCUGGGCAAUGGGCCAUGUUGAUCGACCGAGUACGGUGAAGCAUGGCAAGAGCCCCUCCGGGAUGGCGGUGCUGCAUUUGCUGGCUGUUGGGUGGGAGAGUGUCGAGGCGCAUAUGAAUGCGAAGCAGACGGAGGAGUUUGGGAGGAGUAUUGCGCCUCUUCGGGAGAAGGGCCUCGGGCCUGUUCCUGGGUUGGAGUUGAAGCAUGUUAGAUUUCGGAAGAUUUGA